AUGGCGGAGGCUGCAGCACCGUCCGGCCUGGCGGACGCCAUCUCACGGUGGCAGCGCCGAGAAAGGGAUCGAGAGCUCCACUCCGCGGACAGGGCCGUGCUAGCGGCGCAGGAGGCGGAUCCGAGGGAAGCCACGGAUGUCUUUCUGGCUCGCCAUGCAAGGGAGAAGGCCGCUGCUGAGGCUCUCGUUGGGGCGGGCCUGGCGGAGGCGUCCUACUGGCUCCCCCAGUACGACCUGCGCCGGCUGACGGCCGAGCUGACGGACAUGUCCGAGGCGUUGGAGGAGACUCUGCGCGCCUCGGGCCCUCGGCGGCGAUUCGCCUUUGCACCCACGCCCGAGCCGGCGGGCACGGUGGAGCAGAGCGCAACCCCGGCAGCGCAGGCAGCCGAGGGUGAGCCUCCGCCCCCGGCCUCAGCCGCUGCACUGCAGGGCGCCACACUCGCCCAACCUCCGCACAGGCCGUCCACGCUGCACUUCAACUCGUCGACGCUGCCGAGUGGCUCCCCCUUGGUCGUGAGCGGGGAGGAGGUGAGCUUGACGGGACUGCGGGACCAGGCCAUCAUGCUGCUGGGCUGCCCGGCCGCCCUGUAUAUCGACGAUCUGGAACGGUGCAGCGUGACUGCGGGGCCCGUGGCCGGCGCCUGCCUCAUCGAGGGGGCGAGGGCGUGCACCUUCAACCUGGCGGCGCACCAGGACCUGGAGGGGCAUGGGCUGGGGGAGGAUGCAGGCCACUGGGCCCGAGUGCUGGAUUUUGACUGGAUCAAGUCCACCCCCUCUCCAAACUGGGCGCUGCUGUGA
This is a messenger RNA of Auxenochlorella protothecoides, 798 nucleotides long. RefSeq names its product Tubulin-specific chaperone C. The record is from RefSeq and is a predicted model, not a curated record. Gene Ontology annotation, biological process: tubulin complex assembly; post-chaperonin tubulin folding pathway. The coding region runs from base 1 to 798 and encodes 265 amino acids. NCBI's taxonomy places the organism in Eukaryota, Viridiplantae, Chlorophyta, Trebouxiophyceae, Chlorellales, Chlorellaceae. Gene Ontology annotation, cellular component: cytoplasm. The transcript is spliced from 4 exons.